CGUGGCCUGGAGUGGCGCUGGAGUCCGAGCGGCCGCCGCGGGCGGGGCGGGGCCCGGCAAGUUUGUUUCCCGAGUUCCGAGCCCAGGAGCCCCCGCGGCUGCCGCGCAGGUGCUCUUCGCCGGGGUCGGGAUGGAGCUGCCUACCGUGAACCUGAAGACCAUCCUGCUGGUUCACUGGCUGCUGACGACCUGGGGCUGUAUCACGUUCUCGGGCCCCUAUCCCUGGGCCAACUUCACCAUCCUGGCCGUGGGCGUGUGGGCUGUCGCUCAGCGGGACUCCAUCGACGCCAUAAGUCUGUUUCUCGGUGGCUUGGCGGCCACCAUCUUCCUGGACAUCGUCCACAUCAGCGUCUUCUACCGGCAGGCCGGCUUCACGGACACCGAGCGCUUUGGCGCCGGCAUGGCUAUCCUCAGCCUGCUCCUCAAGCCCUCGUCCUGCUGCCUCGUCUACCGCAUGUACCAGGAGCGCGGGGGUGAGCUCCUGCUCCACGUUGGUGAGGCCACCACCUCCGGCCAGCUCCCUCCCUGCCCUCUCACCGGCCAAGGUUUCCUUGGACGGUCACAGGAGCGCAGUGACUACCAGACAAUUGACUCACCGGAGGCACCCACAGACCCCUUUGUAGGCUCAGAGGGCAGGGGUCACUCCCCCCAAGGGUACUGAGGCCAGUCCGCUUUGGCCCCAUCGCAGGAGCCGGUGGAGCAGACCCCAGAGACGGCCCAGGCUGCAUCGUCCUCUUUGUGCUUUGUGGCAUUCCGGAGAUGUUCCUGACCCCCGGGCCCUUUCUUGGACUGUGUUCUCCUGUUCCCCAUCUUCCCCAGUCAAGUGCCCUAAGUGGCCAGGAGCCCUGUGCACACCUGUCUCAGACUCCCUGAGGCCUCCUCUCCCUUCAAGGUACCCCAGGGGUCUGAGGCUGAGGCAACCGCGGUCUCUUUCCUCACCUCCCUCAGCGGCUACGUGCAGCCCCCGUCCAACCGUGCCUGAGCCAGGCCUUGCCCACAGAAGCUCUGAGAGCUUUGGGUCAUGCUCAGCCCUGGGAGCAGUCCAGCAUGGGAGUGAGGUCCCUGUGCUUCUCACUGCCUGGUAACUUGGUGCUUGGGGACCUUGGGGCCGGAGGCAGGGGGUGUCUGCAGCGCCUGAGGCCCACCAUGGCUCCCGGCUGCCAUUCCCACAGCCGUUUGGAAAUCUGUAGCUGAGUGUGUUUUCAGCCAUGGUUCAUCUCCCAGCCAGGCUGGGGCCUGGGCCUGCCAUUCCUGAGAAGAUUUCUCCUUUGAAUCGGCAGGGAACCUGGGCUAAGCCGCCCAUUCUGUUGUGGGAGGAGGAAGCAGGGGCUACCCACUCAGCUUUGGUCUAGCCAAGGCCCCAGCAGAGGAGGGCUCUGUUUGGUGUGGCCAGUGGGCAUCCAUGUCUCUGAAUCAGAUGACUUGGGUAUUGGUUUGUGUCCCUGUCUGCCACUUUCUGGCUGUGUGCCUUUGAGCAACUUCACGUCUCUGACCUCAGGGUCUUCUGGAAAACAGCUAAUGCCUGCCCUGGGGGUGAUGAUACAAAGUGAGCGGUGCCUGGCCCUCGGAAAGCUCCCUGAGCCACAGCAAAGUUGGUGGGUUGCUCCUUGAUCCUGCGAUGAUGUGGAAUCACUAGGCAAGGGACGACCUCUUCCUGGCAGACCCCGUGUCUUGGUGUCCGGGCUGACAGGGACCAACACCCAUCCAGAAGCCCCAAGUGUCCCAUGGCCAGGGUCCUCACCUACAUCGAUAGGACUGAGGGUUGGUCUCUGGGCCCAACAGGCCUGGGCUCUCCCAGGCCAUCCCAGCUUGUCCCCGGCACAAAGAGAUCAAGGCCUUGUGGACAACCUCACCGUCCUGUAUCCAUCCUUCCAAUGGGGCCUGGUACGUGUUGCUGCGGAGCAAGGGCUGCAGCCUGCUCUCAGGGAACAGACGUUAAGAGUCCUCUGUCAGAAGGCACGAGCUCUGAAAGGAACCUCUGGGAAGGGACCUGUGCUCUGAACCAUGCCGAGUGGCGGCAGGUGCAGAAAAGCUGGGAACAGCUUCACCGUCAGAAGGGGACGAAUAGAUCAUCUGUGGUACAUUCAUCGUAUGGAUGUGGUUCACCAGUUCACGGGAAUAAACCAGACCUAUUUCUGUUGUCAUGGGUCCCCCUAUUGUGAGCAAAACAGAUUGCAAGAUGGCAUGAAUUUAAAAACCUCCAAGCAAUACUA
Ailuropoda melanoleuca (giant panda) is the source of this 2213-nucleotide messenger RNA. RefSeq names its product angiotensin II receptor associated protein (gene AGTRAP). The transcript is spliced from 5 exons. Gene Ontology annotation, cellular component: plasma membrane. The record is from RefSeq and is a predicted model, not a curated record. Gene Ontology annotation, biological process: angiotensin-activated signaling pathway; regulation of blood pressure. NCBI's taxonomy places the organism in Eukaryota, Metazoa, Chordata, Mammalia, Carnivora, Ursidae. The coding region runs from base 131 to 661 and encodes 176 amino acids.